GAUAAAGUUCUUCGUCACGCAUUCUCCUUUCUUUCGCUGUGCGCUCACGACGAUCUCCCACUCGAAGCUGUUUCAAAGUUCGUCAAAGCGCAAACAAAAGACCAGCCGGAGGAGUUGAUCAAGGCAAAGAUUGUUAGGUCUUCUUUAGUUCUUGUUCAUUCCGAGAAAGGAGAUGAACGUAGAUAUAUUCGCUUGCAUAAAAUUGUUUAUGAAGCUUUGAUUCGAGGCGAAUUCCUCAAGCUAACAUCAGAGGAGAUUAAUUGCGACUUGGCCGAAGCAGGAAAGAUUUUCAAAUCCCUGUUUGCAGAAAAUAAUGAGGAUUAUGCGAUUUUUAGGACCUUGAGGCCCCACUGUGAAUCUUUACUAAAGCACAUGACACCAAAUUGCAGUUCUGAUCAGCUGAGAACUUUUUUGAGAACGUCGACGCCUUUUGUAGAUUUGAAUAUGGUUGCCGAUUGGUUGAGGUCUCUUGCUUCAAUCUGUUGCCAUUUUUGUGAUUUGUUGUUUGCUAAAACUGUGGUCGAUUUAGGAUGCGACUUGCUAGAGGACAUAGAAGAUACUGACCCAGGUGCCUUUUUAAAAGGGGAUAUUUUAAGUACCAGUGGCCAAGUGUACGAUAGGAUUGGAAAAUAUCGUCAAGCGGAAGGAUUUCACAAAAAGGCGCUAAUGAUUCGGAAAAAGAUUUUCGGUGAAGAUCAUAGCGAUGUAGCAUCAAGUUAUAACAACUUGGCAACAGUGUACAGCAGCCUGGGAGAAUACGAUCAAGCCAAAGAACUUAACGAAAAAGCACUAAUGAUCAGAAAGAAGAUUUUCGGUGAAGAUCAUGCCGAUAUAGCAUCAAGUUAUAACAACUUGGCAUCAGUGUACAGCAGCCUGGGAAAAUACAAUCAAGCCAAAGAACUUAACGAAAAAGCACUGGUGAUUUGGAAGAAGAUUAACGGUGAAGAUCAUGUCGAUGUAGCAACUAGUUAUCACAACUUGGCAUCAGUGUACAACAGCCUGGGAGAAUACAAUCAAGCCAAAGAACUUUACGAAAAAGCACUAAUGAUUAGAAAGAAAAUUUUCGAUGAAGAUCAUGUCUAUAUAGCAUCAAGUUAUAACAACUUGGCAACAGUGUACAACAGCCUGGGAAAAUACAAUCAAGCCAAAGAACUUUUCGAAAAAGCACUGGUAAUUUGUAAGAAGAUUAACGGUGAAGAUCAUGUCGAUGUAGCAACUAGUUAUCACAACUUGGCAUCAGUGUACAACAGCCUGGGAAAAUACAAUCAAGCCAAAGAACUUAACGAAAAAGCACUAAUGAUUAGAAAGAAAAUUUUCGAUGAAGAUCAUGUCGAUAUAGCAUCAAGUUAUAACAACUUGGCAACAGUGUACUUCGACUUGCAAGAAUACAAUAAAGCCAAAGAACUUUUCGAAAAAGCACUAAUGAUUACAAAGAAAAUUUUCGGUGAAGAUCAUGCCGAUAUAGCGUCAAGUUAUAACAACGUGGCAUUAGUGUAUGGCAGCCUGGGAGAAUACAAUCAAGCCAAAGAACUUUACCAAAAAGCGCUGGUGAUUACCAAAAAGAUUUUCGGUGAAAAUCAUGCCAAUAUAGCAGUAAGUUACAACAACUUGGCAUUAGUGUAUGGCAGCCUGGGAGAAUACAAUCAAGCCAAAGAACUUUACAAAAAAGCCGUGGUGAUUAACAAAAAGAUUUUCGGUGAAAAUCAUGCCAAUAUAGCAUUAAGUUAUGGCAACUUGGCAACACUGUACUGCGAUAUGAAAGAAUACAAUAAAGCCAAAGAACUUCAUGAAAAAGCGCUGGUGAUUAACAAAAAGAUUUUCGGUGAAGAUCAUACCCGUACAGCAUCAAGUUAUUUCAGACUAGCAACAGUUUACCGCAUUCUAGGAGAAUACAAUCAAGCCAAAGAACUUAACGAAAAAGCACUAAUGAUUAGAAAGAAGAUUUUCGGUGAGGAUCAUGCCGACUGA
This is a messenger RNA of Porites evermanni, 1968 nucleotides long. Lineage: Eukaryota; Metazoa; Cnidaria; Anthozoa; Scleractinia; Poritidae. The record is from the annotation of a GenBank genome assembly.